Messenger RNA from Hippocampus zosterae (dwarf seahorse), 2224 nucleotides. RefSeq names its product BICD family-like cargo adapter 1. The record is from RefSeq and is a predicted model, not a curated record. Lineage: Eukaryota; Metazoa; Chordata; Actinopteri; Syngnathiformes; Syngnathidae. Gene Ontology annotation, biological process: Golgi to secretory granule transport; vesicle transport along microtubule. The coding region runs from base 80 to 1579 and encodes 499 amino acids. The transcript is spliced from 9 exons.
UACAGCACAAACCAGGUGUCAUGGAGCACAUUAUGUGCUGCGUUCAAGUACACUACUUUGGAGUAAGCGGCAAGGAAACAUGAAUCGGCCGUACGCGUGGGGCUUCCCGGCCAAGCAAAUUGGCCUGGAGGAGGACUUCUUCAUCGACUACGGCGAAGAGGAAAUAGUCGAUUACCAAGACCCCGGUCAUCUUGUGACCGCUUUGAAACAAAAGGAGGAAGAGGUUAUUUUGGCUGCCCAGCUGGGGAAUGCUUUGCUCCUGGAAAAUCGUCAACUCAAAGAGCAGAGCGUCAAACUACAUGAGAACUACGCAGAAAAGCUGGAGGAACUGGAACAGAGCAAUCAUGAGCUACGCUUGAAGCUGGAAAACUGCCAAUCUCAAUUGGAGAGUCAGGUGGGUUACCUGGAAAGGGAUUCCAGGGAAUUGAGUGCUCAGGUGCAGCAGCUCACUCGGGCCUUGUGCCAGGCUGAGAAGGACAAGAUCCAAGCCCAGAUGGAUUACAGUGAGAACACACAGCGACUAAAGGAGAAGCUCAACACUGCAGCGGAGGUGGAGAGGGUGAUGUCCAGUGAGCUGCGGACUCUUAAACAAGAUCUGAAAAAAAACACAAAGCAGAUUAGGCCUCAGGAUGAGGAGGUGAUUAGUGCCAUGAGAGAGCAGGUUCUCCGCCUGACGCAAAGGGAACAGGCGCUGGAGGAGCGUUUGGAGAGCGUUUGUCAGGAGAAUGCUGAGCUCAGAGCCAACUUGGCCUCUUUGAAUGCACGUUUGGCUAUGCAGGAUCAGCUCAACCAACAACAUAACCAACGGCUCGCUGAAGCAUUACAGGAGCUGGAGGUGGCGCAAAGUCGCUCACAGCAGCUUCAAGCACAGGUGGAGGAGCUGGAAGAACAAGUCUCCCUUCAAGAAGCCAAGAGUCUUGGCGAUGCGUCCCUACUUUCUGAGUUGGACACGGCCGACCUAGGAGUCAGUAAAGAAGAGCUAACAGAAGAAAUGGGUUUGAUCUGCCAGCUACUGCUACCGCUGGCCCAGAACAGCGCAACAUGCGCAAAUGCCGAUCAAGGGGAGAACCUAAAGAGCGUUCUGCACCAACUGAAGACCGUGGCCCAAAGUCUGGCGCAGUCCUCUGGAGCACAGACGUUCCAGCUGCAGCAGGAGAAUGCUGCAAUGAGGCAGAAGCUGCAGAACGUCAAAGAGCGGGCGGAAGUCACCCAACAGGCCAUCAGAGACCGAGAUGAGGCCAUUGCCAAGAAAACCCUGAUGGAGGCCGAGUUGGUCCGGAGUAAAAAUGAAAUGAUGUCUCUGAACAACCAAUUAUUAGAUGCUAUUCAACGUAAACUGGAGCUUUCACAGGAAUUGGAGGCCUGGCAGGACGACAUCCAGAUCGUCAUCAACCAGCAGCUGAUGUCGCAGCAGCAAUCGGAGCAGCCUUCAAAGAAGAUCACCUCACAGGGAAUGUCAUUCUUUCGCAAGUCCAACAAGACCGCUUUCCCUUGGAGUGUAGACGCCAAUCAGGACAAGGCCCAGUCCCCGUGGCGGGAUUGGUUAAGACGAAGCAAAGGCGCAUCCUAUAGCAAGUAAAUAACUGAUGGGCUUCAAGCUGCCAGCUGCUUGCUCAGGAGAAUUAGUUGAAAAUGAUUGGAUGGCGGAUGUUUGAUGAAAAGCAGCCAUAAAGACACUCGUGAUCACAGACGUUGGCGAUCGAAUGAACAACAAAGCACAUUUCAAGUCAAGCUUCCUUCCACUGUGACCAACCCUUGAACACUUUUUUUUUCUCUGUUCACAGGGUGUUGCUUAAGAUUGUAAAUAUUGUUUAUUUUUGAAUUAUUGAUUUUGUAAAUGUCUUUGCAUUGUUGCUUUAUAUAGUCUGUUUCAGAGAGGCGGCUACAGGUUUUGCUGCUGUGAAUUAACGAAAAAGAGGAGAGCCAGGGAAUGAGGACUGAACAAUGCAUUUGUACUAAUUAUUUUAUUUUCCGAGUUAGAUGUACAAGUUACAUUGUCUUCUUCUCUUACAUUACCAAAAAAAAAGGUAAGUGUGAGAGGAAGAGUUCCAGAAAAGUAGUUUGAGAAAGUUCUUACUUUUGCACUUUAUUUGGGUUUUUGUAAAAAUACCGAACACAUUCAAUAACCAUACCUUGUUCCAUCAUAGCAUCGUUAAUGUGACUAUAUUUGGAAUGAUUUCUAAUUGUCAUAUCUAAUAAACCAUUCUCAUGUGUUUGGUCAUAA